Psilocybe cubensis is the source of this 1836-nucleotide messenger RNA. RefSeq lists its product as uncharacterized. NCBI's taxonomy places the organism in Eukaryota, Fungi, Basidiomycota, Agaricomycetes, Agaricales, Agrocybaceae. The transcript is spliced from 5 exons. The record is from RefSeq and is a predicted model, not a curated record. The coding region runs from base 1 to 1836 and encodes 611 amino acids. Gene Ontology annotation, molecular function: protein binding.
AUGCCAGCCAAAUAUUCGCAUGUUAAGAAACGGUCUGCGUCUGGUCUAUUGAAGAAGGAGAAAAACAGUCCGAAUGGCCAUCAUAUUAUCAAGGAUACCCACCAUUCCCGCACGCCAAACCCUCAUACCGACCGUGCCAUCACGCAAGCGAUGUCGGCGGUUUCUCAACUUGAACGAGCCAUUGCACGCAUCCUUCUCAUUAGAUACGAACAGGAUAUUGCUCGGCUUUUUUCGACGCGCCUUUACAGUAUUGCUCUGGUCCAUCUCCCGACUCUUGUGAUGCGAUGUGUCACCCUCGGCGGACCUGGGUGGUUGGCCUUCAAUCAUGAUUCAGAAGACAUCAAGGACUUUUUCCGGGCAGCGAUAAGUAUGGACAUGCGUCAAGCAGGGGAAAGGGUAGCGACUAAAAGCGUCUUGUGGUCAUAUACGGCUUUGCGCCAUUUCGCCCUUUCCAACAAUGUUUCCGUCUGCAGCAAAUUAGGACUACAUUCCCUUCGUCUGCUUCCCUAUUACCCUGCCUUGAAGGCACACCUUGACGCCCUUGAAGCCAUGCCACCCAGUACAUUUACAAAACCACCGCAUCUAGGCUCUCUCCAAGAGGGACAGAGCGCUCUGGAAGACGCCUGUGAACUUAAAUUUGGCUGGGUCAACAAACUUGCGCCCGGUAAUACCGAAUGGGAAGGAGAUUGGAAACCCAAAAUACAAUAUGGGUACGAGAAGCUUUCCCAGACAUUAUGGCGUGUAGCUCGCGAGUUUGACGUUCGUGGAUACGGGAACAUUUUGCGCGAGAAGUUGACCACCAAAUGGUGCGAUUGUGGUUGCUCGACAGAUCAUCUUGGGGAAGUUUGCGAACGCACGGUGAGAGAGGACGAGGAAGAGAGCGGUGUGAGGCUUGGAAAGCAAAGAGAAUGGGAUGGACGAGGAAGUGGCAUUUAUGGAUGGGAGACCGAGGAAGAAGAAGAUAUCUGGGAGAUUGACUUGGAUUUUGGAGGUCUCGAUCCGGAAGAAUGCGCUGGAGGAGUCGAUGCGGAAAUGACUAUCGGUGAGAUGAUGGAAUGGCGAUAUCUUCGUGCAGAGAAGGAGAAAGAGAAAGGAAAUGCUGCAUAUCGCAAAGGCGAUUAUGAAGAGGCUGUUAAAUGUUAUGAGACAGCACACGGAAUAGAGUCAGAAUUGCCUCAUUACCAGCUUAACCUGGCGGCUGCAUACCUUAAAUUGAACAACUGGAUGGAGGCAGAAAACGCUUGUACCAAGGCUUUGCAACAACAUCGAAGCGUCAAAGGUCUGUACCGACGUGCGAAGGCCAGGAUCAUGCUUGGGCGAUCCGAGGAGGCCAUCCCAGAUUUGCGCUCGGCCUUGAGAUUGCAACCCACUAAUGAGGACGCUGCUCGUGAAUUGAAAGCCCUCCUUUUCCCAUUAGGUGAAGGUGACCAGGGUACCUCAAAUUCUCAUCCUCCCUCCAUGGACGACUCGAAUCCAUCCUCUUCCAAGCAGCCCUCUUCCUUUCCAAAAGCAAAGAUAACUGAGGAUCUACGGCGACUGGGUGUUCCAGAACCAAAAUCCACGAAACAACCGCCUUUUCCCAGGACGAAGGCGGAUGACCGAAAGCUCAAAAUCACACUGUUGUCGGGACAGACUGAAAACGGGACUGGCACCGGAAAACUUCGGAAAAUGGGGACGAGCAUUGCUGCAGACCUCAAUCGACCCCAAACCAGCCGACCAGGCAAAGAAAAGGCUGGCACUACGCGAUCCUGGAAAACGAAAGAAAUGGAUCGAAUGAGAGCGGAAUGCGUCACAUACCCGAGCUGGGACAGAUACCUGGUGAAGCGUGUUGACUGA